UGUUGUAGUGUGUGGUACUGGCAUGAAUCUGUGAGUGAACACAACAAUUUGCAAUCAUGAAGCUGACACCAAAAAGGCUGCAAACCGCAGCUAAGAUGCUGGACUUUUAUUCUCAGUUCAAUCCUUCUCCGCUAUCAAUUAAAAAGUUUAUCGAUUUUGGUCUGAACGCAUCCGAGCAAAAAUCCUUCGUGUUCUUGCGCAAGGAACUGCCAGUCAGACUUGCCAACAUAAUGAAGGAAAUCGCUCUUCUGCCAGAGAAUCUGUUGAGGAUGCCGUCGGUCGUGGCCGUAAACGAUUGGUACAUGAGAAGUUUCCAGGAGAUCAUCGAGUUCGAGAAGCGCGAUCCCAAUCAGCAAACGAUGGAGCAUUUCUGUAGCGAACUUGUCAAGAUCAGGAAUCGACAUACGGACGUCGUAGAGACGAUGGCACAAGGUGUCUUGGAACUUAAGGAAUCGCAUGACGUCGAUCACCAUACCGAGCAUAGCAUCCAGUAUUUUUUGGAUCGGUUCUACAUGUCCAGGAUAUCUAUUAGGAUGUUAAUCAAUCAGCACACCUUAUUAUUCGGUGGUCAAUUGGAGAACGCUCCGGGUCCCAACCGGAGCAAAUACAUUGGAUGCAUAGACACCCAAUGCGACAUAGUGAGUGUGGUGAAAGAUGCAUACGAAAACGCUCGUUUCUUAUGCGAUCAAUAUUAUUUGGCCUCACCUGAUCUGAUCAUCAACGAAACCCAACACAAACAAUUAGAAGAAGAGGAGUGCAUAAACAUAGUCUACGUGCCGUCGCAUUUGUAUCACAUGUUAUUCGAAUUGUUCAAGAACUCGAUGAGAGCUGUAAUGGAGUACCACGGUUCGCAGGACUCCUAUCCUCCCAUCACCGUGACGAUUGCCAAAGGCAAGGAGGACAUAUGUUUGAAGAUGUCCGACAAGGGCGGCGGCAUAGCACGUUCAACUACUGACCACUUAUUCAAGUAUAUGUACUCUACAGCACCUCAGCCUAGCAAAUCUGAUGCUCAUACUGUACCACUGGCCGGAUACGGGUACGGAUUGCCCAUAUCCAGAUUGUACGCUCGAUACUUCCACGGUGAUUUAAUUCUUCUUUCCUGUGAGGGAUACGGAACUGAUGCGGUUAUAUAUAUGAAGGCUUUAACCAAUGAAGCAAAUGAGUUGUUACCGAUCUUCAACAAGACAACAUCGAGGUUCUACAGAACCGUGACCCAGAACAAUGAUUGGUCAAAUCAAGCAACCAACAUCGGUGACAGACAGAUGAGCCAAAAUAUCAAACAGCACAGACUGCCGCAAUCGUGUCAAGAGUCCAUGACGAACGCUUUGUAAUCGAUAUCACACAUAUAUCAAAUAUUAGUGUCGCGUAUUAACAAAUUCAAUCAAUAGUUUUUGAAGAUAAGUGAAAAGUUGGUUGUCUGAUAAUACGUUUUUUAAUUGAUUUGACAUGUUUGUUACAAUUGAUUUGUAUUAUAAGUUGCGCAGUUAUACUUGUUUAAGUAAAUGCUGGGUUUCAGAACUGUAAACUUUGGUUACGUUGAUACUUAUAUUAUUGCAAAUUUUUAAAAUUUGUUGCCUCUUGUAUAUAAAUUAUUAUGUUUCCUUUUUUAUGUAAAUAUGUAUUAUUUAAGAAUGUAAAAACUGUAAAUAGGUAAAUUGGAGUUCUUUAGGCUCAAAUUAUGCUUUAAACAUUGAUUGUAAAUGUGAUUUUAUUGAUGGGUGAUUUAAGAAUAUACUUGUAUGUUUCUUUGUUAAA
This is a messenger RNA of Aethina tumida (small hive beetle), 1755 nucleotides long. RefSeq names its product pyruvate dehydrogenase (acetyl-transferring) kinase, mitochondrial (gene Pdk). Bases 57 to 1331 code for a protein of 424 amino acids. Gene Ontology annotation, cellular component: mitochondrion. The record is from RefSeq and is a predicted model, not a curated record. The transcript is spliced from 6 exons. NCBI's taxonomy places the organism in Eukaryota, Metazoa, Arthropoda, Insecta, Coleoptera, Nitidulidae. Gene Ontology annotation, biological process: protein phosphorylation; regulation of glucose metabolic process. Gene Ontology annotation, molecular function: pyruvate dehydrogenase (acetyl-transferring) kinase activity.